Molecule: messenger RNA, 4007 nt
Organism: Brassica rapa (field mustard)
Lineage: Eukaryota; Viridiplantae; Streptophyta; Magnoliopsida; Brassicales; Brassicaceae
Product: putative lipid-binding protein AIR1B
Source: RefSeq, a predicted model, not a curated record
CACACUACCACUUCCUGAGCUUUUGUUUUAGAGUUUUUCCCGGUACACAAACAAAUGGCUCCAAGAAUCUCUCUUGCACUCUUCCUUUCCCUGAACCUCCUCUUCUUCACUUACACUUCUGCUCAAGGCUCUUGUCCUAAAGAUUCCCUGCAGAUCAGUCUAUGCGCUAAUGUUCUCAAUGUAGUUGAACUAACAUUGGGAAACCCAUCUGUACCGCCAUGCUGCUCACUCAUUCAUGGCUUGGUUGACCUUGAGGCUGCAGCCUGUCUUUGUAGCGCACUCAAAGUUGACAUUCCUGGCAUCACCUCAAUUAACCUUCCCAUCUUUCUCAACGUACUCCUCAAUGUUUGUGGCCGACCAACUCCAACAUCUUACCAUUGCGUCUAUUGAAUACUUCAGACAUAUAAAGACAUACCUAAAGGACAGAAAUAUCGUAUGGUUUCAAAUUAGUCUUGAACUUAUUGCGUAGUUUUCUUGUUUCUUAUAAUCAGUGAUUGCUUCUGUGAUUUUCUUGGAUUGAAUAAAAUGAUGAACGUCAUGUUCUCAUGCAACAAUGUAUUAUGGGGUUUUGUGUGUGUAAUCUGCAAGUUAUUUCCCCUUUUGCUUCAUUUUUAAUGGCCCUUUGCUUCAUUGUUCCUCUUAUCUUCGUUGUAAACGUUUCUUUUGAAUUUGAUUAAUAAAAGUAUAGCAAUCGGUGUUGUCUAUAUCAGGCCCAUCUGUGUAUUAAAAAAAAAGGUAAAAUGGCAAUAUGACGCACUGAAAUAAAAAAAAAUCAUAUCUUAGUUAUUUUGCGGUAAACAUUAAAUAAUGGCAUGUACUUAUCUGAGCUGUAUAUUAAUCGGGUUUAAUCUGAUCGUACGUUCUCCAAACCAAAACUGCUGUUGGAAAAGUACGUAAAGAAUGUACAUAAACUGUUUCAUGACAGACCCUAAUUUUCAUUAAAGAUGAAACAGUAUAUAUUUCUAUAAGCAAAAAAAAAGUAUUUAUAUAAAUGCUAUUUUAAGGAGAAUAUAAUUAAAUUCUUGGAAAACAAUAAAAUUUUGAUGUUUCGAGAUGUAUUUAGAAUCAAAUAAGUAAAAUACUAAAUAAAUCAAUUUGAUGCAAACUUAUUUAUGAGAAUUCAAAAUAAACUAAUUGGAUGUUACUUAGAUAAAAUAAAAUUAAUAUAUAUCAGAAGAUCAUAGUAUAUUUAUAUAUAUUAGGUGAAUAUUUAUGAAAUAUCGUAAUAUACUUAUACGGUAGUAUACUAUAUUUAUUGUUAUUUAUUCUUUUUUAUUUAGUGUAAUUAAAAUUCAUUUCAUGUAAACUAUUUAAAAUUUAAUAAUCAAAAAUACAAAACAAAUGGAUACAAUUAUGACUUUUAUAUAUUAAGAUAAGUGAACCGAGAAUCUGGUUCUUAUUCUCAUCAGUGCUCGCGUCUCAUGGAAGCCUCUCAAACUCUUUCAAUCGAAAAAAUAAAUUAACUCUCUGAAAGAUAGUGAGACUCGCCUGAGAGAAAUGAGAAAAAGAAUGAAAGGAAAGAAACCAAUUGUAAGACUCUAUGUGUAAUCAGAAAACUGACCGAAUAAGAAUCCAUGUGUCCUUUGAUCGAGAUUCCCUUGAUGAUAAUGCACAACUUAAUCUUAGAUGAGAUUGGUGGAGAAUUUGGAGAACUCUUAUGAGUUGUAGGUUGAAAAUGGUUACAUUACUAAAUGGAGGUCAAAUACAUGGAAGUACCUUCAAAGAUUGGUGUUUUUGAUGUGAAUUGCAACUUGUAAUGGUAACGCGAUGUUCUAAAUGAUAAAUGUGUUCUCAUAUUUUCAAACCUUUUCCUUAUACUUUGCUUGAUGUUUUACUCGAGCACAAACAAAUGUUUAAGUUUUAAAGAGUUAUAAACGAUCUAAUUACCGGUUUCCAACUAUUUGGAGUCUUUUAUCGAGUCAAUGUGUGUUUGUAGAGUCUUUUAGUCUUUUAUUGAUUCUUCUUAGGUUUUAGGCUGAUUAGAAACAUAAAAUAUCGAAUUGAGUGCAGCUGAGCAAUUAAAGGUGUUGAAUUGUGAAAAAAACGUUAGAAGUUUAUAAAUGGAUUGAAGACUUCGCAUUAUGUGCCUGAGCUCAAUUUCUUUCAUAUGUAAUAGGUUAGAGAAUUGAGUUAGACUUAUAAUGUCACUAGUUUGAGGUUGAUCAAAUGGCUAUGUUGAAGGUUAUGAGCGUUACACUGAAUACUAUUCAGUCUACUGGUUAAAUACGAGAAAAAUAAUUGUUUUGUUUCUUUAUUUUUGGUUUAGUUUUGCUUAAAUUUGUCUUUAACGUGAUUUUCACUUAUAUCUAUUGUAUUUAAGCCUUUUUUAGGCUAAUUUUAGAUAGAUUUUUUAUGUUUAAAUUUUUUCUUAGAGAUAAUUUUGAAUUCUAGCUUUGGAACAAGUUUUUGUUUCUGUUUUAUGGGUGCGAAUGUUAAAUCAGUUUUUGUUUAAUAAUUAUAGUAUGCCUUCUUUGUAUUGAUGAAUAACAUCGAUAAUUUGAUCGUUAUAUAACACCUUAUAUAUAAUAGGAUUGGAUCUAACGAUUUUUAUUAAACUAUAUCAAUCAUACUGAACAUGCUUGCCUAAUGCCUGUAUUUUCAAAACUUGCAUUUGGUACAAUUAAUAUUAUUGCUAAAAGAAGUUGUAGUUGGCCGUACAAGUAUUCAUAAAAUAUAUGAAACUUUCGAAAACCAGAGACAAACUAAACUUAAAUUGUUACUAUCUUAUAUUUUUAAAUUUUAUUUCAAACCCAUAAGAACGAACUAAUAAUUCAAGACAGCCCUGGCAUUUCGACGACUCUGGAAACUCAAAGAUCUUUUUUUAUUCCAUUUAUCUUUAAUCUACGAGUUCUUAAACCCUAAAACUGAUUAUUAAAUAAUGUUUUAUGUAACUUUCAUUGCAUUAUUACUCUCGUUGAAAGUUACUAAUAUAUAUUAUUCACAACAUGCGGAUAUAAUUAGUCCUAUACUUUUACCAAAAAAAAAAAAUUAGUCCUAUACGGCAUGAAUAUAUGCUAAACGAAGCCAUCAAUUUGUCGUCAUGGGAGAUUAGGCGUAGACAAUAAUGCUUUAGAAUAAUGGUGAUAAUCAUUAAAUCAUUAAAAGUUCCUCUUUCUGAGCUUUGAUUGCAGCAUUUUACUUCGCAACGUCCUUGUUUGACUUUUCUAUCACCUCGUUUCGUGCCUCCUUGUCCUUCAACGCUUGCAAGAGUUGUAGAUCAGCUAUACACAAAAAUGGUAGCUCAUAAUUAGUUCAGAAAAUGACCGUUAAGUCUACUUAAUAUAGUCGACUCAUAAUUCAUAAAUAUGAAUAAUUUAGUCAACUAAUUUCCCCCCUACAGAAAAUUCUAUAAAUACCCACUAAAACCCCAUAAGUUAUCUCCACCCUUCUCAAAAAAUAUAAACACACUACCACUUCCUGAGCUUUUGUUUUAGAGUUUUUCCCGGUACACAAACAAAUGGCUCCAAGAAUCUCUCUUGCACUCUUCCUUUCCCUGAACCUCCUCUUUUUCACUUACACUUCUGCUCAAGGCUCUUGUCCUAAAGAUUCCCUGCAGAUCAGUCUAUGCGCUAAUGUUCUCAAUGUAGUUGAACUAACAUUGGGAAACCGAUCUGUACCGCCAUGCUGCUCACUCAUUCAUGGCUUGGUUGACCUUGAGGCUGCAGCCUGUCUUUGUAGCGCACUCAAAGUUGACAUUCCUGGCAUCACCUCAAUUAACCUUCCCAUCUUUCUCAACGUACUCCUCAAUGUUUGUGGCCGACCAACUCCAACAUCUUACCAUUGCGUCUAUUGAAUACUUCAGACAUAUAAAGACAUACCUAAAGGACAGAAAUAUCGUAUGGUUUCAAAGUCUUGAACUUAUUGCGUAGUUUUCUUGUUUCUUAUAAUCAGUGAUUGCUUUUGUGAUUUUCUUGGGUUGAAUAAAAUGAUGAACGUCACGUUCUCAUGCAACAAUGUAUUAUGGGGGUUGUGUGUGUAAUCUGCAAGUUCUUUCCCCUUUUGCUUCA